UGCUAUCUUUAUUUUUAUAUUUUAAGGUUGUGCUAAUCUUUGGCAUUUGUGGCGCUACAAGAUGUGAUGAAUUGAAAGAACUCCAAGUUGCUGACGUUGAAGACCUUGCUGAAUAUUUGGAGUUGACUGACCCACACCGUUACACUGGACACUGCUUCCGCAGAACAUCAGCUACAUUGAUAUCAAGCUCUGGAGCGAACAUUACAAUGCUGAAGCAAUUGGGAGGAUGGAAAUCAUCUAGUAUAGCAGAAGGAUAUAUUGAAAACUCCUUGCUGAACAGACAAAAAAUCUUCGACAAGAUCACUCAUGCAGCUAAAGCUAAUACUCAAUUAAACCCUCAACCAUCUGCGAGUGGGACCGAUACAACUAAACCCAGAAGCUCUGAUCAGAAACAAGAAUCUUUACCAAUGGAACUCGAAAGUGAUAAUUUUUUUGACGACUUUGACUUGGAUGAUGACACUUUAGCAGCAAUUGAUAAGUCAUUUGCAUCAGAAAAACCAAAAUCAUCACUGCCUUCGUUUACCACAGGAAACAAUGAAGAAAUAAUUAUAACUUCUAACCUUGAAACGGUUCAACCUUGUCAUUUUUUAAAAAAACCCCCAAUCUCGGUUUUUUCUCAUGGAAAAGAAAAUCAACCACCAGAGAAAAGAUUUAAGGUCCAGCAAUUAAAUAAUGCAAACAAUAAUGUAAAAGCCGUAUUCACAUCUACUAACUUUGUAACAAAUCAACAAAAAUCAGAGUCGACGUUUUCUAAAAAUGAAACUAAAAAACUGACAUCAGAAACUACAUCAACAAAUUUCAAAACAAAUGAAAUGGUACCAGAGUCUACAUCGGUGGAAAAAAUUACAAGCAAAAAUCCAAACGUGAAAUACGAAAACUGUGUUUUUCACGGAAAUAUAAUAAAUAAUUUUUAUUUUUCAAAUGGUAAAACUCCUGAGGAAAAUGUGUAAUACACUAAAAAUGUUUACUAUAAAAGAUUCAAGAUUUCAAUAUUACUGUUUAAUUAUAAUACAUGCAAUGUAUUUAAAUUUAUAAUUAUUUAAA
Molecule: messenger RNA, 1044 nt
Organism: Venturia canescens
Lineage: Eukaryota; Metazoa; Arthropoda; Insecta; Hymenoptera; Ichneumonidae
Exons: 3
Coding region: 207-950 (247 amino acids)
Source: RefSeq, a predicted model, not a curated record